AUGACGCUCUGUCUAAAUCGCCUUGCGGAGGAACGCAAGCAAUGGCGAAAGGACCAUCCGUUUGGAUUCUCUGCAAAGCCUAUUCGCAACCCCGCUACGAACACUAUUGAUAUGAAAAUUUGGGACUGCGGCGUACCAGGCAAGGCGGGCACAUUAUGGGAGGGUGGUCUUUUUAAAUUGAACGUUAUCUUCCCGGAUGAAUACCCAACCAAACCUCCAAAGUGCAAAUUCACACCACCUCUCUUUCAUCCCAACGUCUAUCCCUCUGGCACAGUCUGUCUCUCAAUCCUCAACGAAGAAGAAGGUUGGAAACCAGCCAUCACAAUCAAGCAGAUCCUCCUCGGCAUCCAAGAACUCCUCGAUACCCCAAAUCCCGAUUCUCCCGCCCAAGCCGACGCCUACAAUCUCUUCAAGAAGGACAAGACCGCCUACGAGCAUAAGAUCAAGCGCAUUGUAAAAGAUAAUCCUGCUCCCUAA
Messenger RNA from Sclerotinia sclerotiorum 1980 UF-70, 477 nucleotides. RefSeq lists its product as hypothetical. The transcript has 4 exons. Lineage: Eukaryota; Fungi; Ascomycota; Leotiomycetes; Helotiales; Sclerotiniaceae. Gene Ontology annotation, molecular function: SUMO conjugating enzyme activity. The record is from RefSeq and is a predicted model, not a curated record. Gene Ontology annotation, biological process: protein sumoylation. Gene Ontology annotation, cellular component: nucleus. The coding region runs from base 1 to 477 and encodes 158 amino acids.